Paramuricea clavata is the source of this 778-nucleotide messenger RNA. Lineage: Eukaryota; Metazoa; Cnidaria; Anthozoa; Malacalcyonacea; Plexauridae. The record is from the annotation of a GenBank genome assembly.
AUGGAACUCUUUGAAUUCCUGUCAUCAAAAGUUGCGGAUUGCAGCAUCUCUCCUGAGUGUUCGGUACAUAUCACAGCUGGAGAGCAUGUUACAUGUGUUGGAAGGCUGAUCGAAAUGUCCAGCUGUAAUCAUGAAGAAGCAGACACUAGGAUUGUUGUUCACGUGAAGCAUGCUUUGGAGAAUGGAGCAAAAUCCAUCCAGGUGCGAACUGUGGACACAGACGUCGUUGUUGCUCUUACCGGUGUGUUUCAUGACCUCUCUCAGAUAAAUGCUGAUCUUGAUCUUUGGGUAGCAUUUGGUACUGGAAAGAACUACACACACUCAUUACAGCAUCAACGCCAUUUGUGGCCAUCUUGGUGAACGUAAAUCACGUUCCCUGCUCGUUUUCCACUCCUUGUCAGGAUGUGAUACUACAUCAGCGUUUGGAGGGAAAGGGAAAAAAUCGUUCUGGCAGUCAUGGAAUGCUUAUGAGGAAGUUACUGACGCCUUUGUUCAUCUUGCCAUUUCACAUCCGUUUGAGCAUCUUGAUUUACAUUCUGAAUCAUUUCAAAGAAUCGAGAGACUAGUUGUCGUGGUUUAUGACAAAACAAGUAACGCCAAGAAUGUUUGCAGUGCCCGGAUGGAGCUGUUCAGCCAGAAAAGCCAAGCUGUUGACAAGAUACCUCCUACUCAGAAUGCACUACUCCAGCACAUUUGGAGGGCAGUAUACCAGGCUGGCAUCUCGAGAACAUGCAUGUUAUCUCAACAAACGAAUCCAUGUUCAACCGCAUAUGCGUGG